This is a messenger RNA of Eruca vesicaria subsp. sativa (arugula), 1182 nucleotides long. Lineage: Eukaryota; Viridiplantae; Streptophyta; Magnoliopsida; Brassicales; Brassicaceae. The record is from the annotation of a GenBank genome assembly.
CAUCAUUCAAAAACUUCAGAAGCCUUUACUCACAAAUUAAUAGAUGGAGAUGCAAAGUACUUGCGACUUGGAACUUCGCCUUCUUCCUCCUUAUGACUCAAGCAGCUCUGAAACUUCACAACCAAAGAAAGAAUCUCAGAUAUUAACCAUUUUCUACAACGGUCACAUAUGUGUUUCUUCAGAUCUUACCCAUCUACAGGUAAAAGCUAUACUAUCACUAGCGAGUAAAGAUAUGGAAGAGAGAUCAUUAUCACUGAGAAGUUCAGACGGCUCGGAUCCUUCAAUAAUCCCAAACAACUUGAACCGGUUUCAUCAUCAAAAGGCCUCCAUGAAGAGAUCGCUUCGUAGUUUUCUUCAGAAACGGAAUGUUCGGAUUCAGGCUUCUUGUCCUUACCACCGAUAAAUCUUUUUAUAUGGUUUCAGCUUUUCUCAUAUUUGACAUUAAGUUAGCACAUUUUUUCUGUUUAUAUGAUUUGCUUUCCUGUGUGUUUUGACGGAUUAUAAAGACCUUUGGUUAGUUUGAGAGUUUUGAAGUUUCAGUUUUGCCAUAACUGUACAAUGUAAAGAAUCAUUGUCAAAUUUAAACCACAUAAAACUAGGAAACAUGAAACCUAAUUAGUAGAUCGAAAUGGUAUAAAUUUCUUGAAAGUUCAUGACUCAUUUAAAACCACGGAAACAUAUAGUAUAAUAUAACGAUUGACCGUUGAGAAAAUCUACAAACUAAACUUGAAACAAACAAAAUUCGUGUUAAUUGAUUGUAAUAAUAAAUAAAGACGAAUACAUGUUUCAGGGUUUUGUUUAUUGAUUGUACUAAUAAAUAAAUUGUAAAUUAUAUACAUUUUUUUCCAAAUUCGUGUUUGAUUUAUUAAAUGUAGCAUUUGAUUUGAUACGCCUAAACUUUCAUUUCUAGAAUAAACAUCCACAUUUACAUAGAGAAGGACCAAUAGGUAGCCAAAACCAAAGACUCAACUACGGAGUCCAAAACAGAUUGGGAAAGCACAUCAUAUAUCGGGAUGAAAUGUUCAAAAAUGCUAGCGAUAAGAAGCUUGCUUCAUCUCAAACUAGUUUGGGGGUCCAUUAGAACUUUGAGCCAUGAGGGACAAUUGCGAUAUGUGAUUGAAACUGUUGGUCAUUCAUGAUACUAUUAGCAUUUUCAAUUGUUAUAUAAUUACCAGUAGGUUG